Molecule: messenger RNA, 629 nt
Organism: Solanum verrucosum
Lineage: Eukaryota; Viridiplantae; Streptophyta; Magnoliopsida; Solanales; Solanaceae
Product: glutaredoxin-C6
Exons: 1
Coding region: 5-442 (145 amino acids)
Source: RefSeq, a predicted model, not a curated record
CUACAUGAUGAUGAGAACCAACAACUUCUACGGAGAAGGAGGGGUGCGUCUAGAACUCACCCCAUCAACCACUUCCCCGCUUGCUAUCGAUGUGACGGAGUCUACGGAGAUGAGAAUUCAACGUCUCAUCUCCGAAAACCCCGUCGUAAUCUUCACUCGUUCCUCUUGUUGCAUGUGCCACGUCAUGAAGAAAUUACUAUCUGCUAUUGGUGUUUACCCAACUGUAAUUGAACUAGAGGAAGAAGAGAUCUCUGCCUUACCUCCCUCUUCCGCCGGAGAUCUUGACGAUCAUCAUCACGUUAAUAAUAUUCCCGCCGAUGCUCCGGCGGUCUUUAUUGGUGGGACACGUGUCGGUGGAUUAGAGAGCCUUGUUGCACUUCACUUGAGUGGUCGACUUGUUCCUAAGCUUGUGGAAGUCGGUGUCAUCACUCAUGUGGUAUAGUAAGUAAAAUUUCCAUGUUUUUAUUAAUUAUAAUUAUUAAUCUAAUUGUCCACAAUUAAAAAUAAUAUAAUUUUAAGUCUACUAGUAUAAUUAGUUCAUAAUUAUUCUAUUUUUCGUGUAGUACCAAGUGUUAAUUAAAUAAUACUCCUCUUUAUCUGUAUUUUAAUGAAAGUGUGUUGCUUUUUUU